UUAAAAACUUUUUAUCAUUGUGUUUUUUGUAGAUGCCUGUUUUGAGAAGCCAGGAGAAGAUGGUUGGCUGUUGGUUUUUCACCUCUGGUCCAGUUUCUCUGAGUGCCAAAAUUGAGAGGAAGGGAUAUUGUAAUGAGGAAGCCAUACCGAUCUAUGCAGAAAUUGAGAAUUGUUCCUCUCGUUUGAUUGUUCCAAAAGCUGCCAUUUUCCAAACACAGACUUAUCUGGCCAGUGGGAAGACAAAGACUUUCCGUCAGAUGCUUGCCAAUGUACGAGGAAACCCUAUUGCUUCUGGGAGUACAGAUACCUGGAAUGGGAAAACUCUGAAAAUCCCACCUGUAACCCCUUCCAUUCUUAACUGUUGUAUCAUCAGAGUAGAGUAUUCUUUAGCUGUAUAUAUCCAUAUUCCUGGUGCUAACAAGUUGAUGAUUGAAUUGCCACUGGUAAUUGGCACAAUUCCAUAUACUGGGUUUUCAAGCAGGAACUCCAGCGCCGGCCAGUUCAGCGUGGACAUGAGUUGGUUGGCACUGACCAUGCCAGAACACCCUGAAGCACCACCAAAUUAUGCUGAUGUAGUAUCACAGGAAGAGUUCUCUAGACAUGUUUCUGCUUACGCACAACCAGUUAACUGUGAGGAACAAUUAUGUGGUCACAUGUUUGCCUAUAUACAGGAGUUCCGGUUUCAGCCUCCACCUCUCUAUUCAGAGAUUGAUCCACAUCCUACUCAUAUAGAAGAGACCCAGUCUGUUUCAUUCAUGCUCUAAACAAUAUUUGAAAUAGCUGUAUUGUGAUGAAAUGGAAUCCCUUAUGCUUCAGCUGUUAGUAAAGCUAAAAGGAAACUGCUUUCUCAUUAAGAGCUUAAGUUCAGAAACAAAGUGCAAAGGCAAUUGGAGUUGGAAGUCUGAGCAUGUUUGGCAUUAAAAGAAUCCCUUUUGGAUUAGUCUGCAGAGGAGGUGUGGAUGUCAAAUUAUGUGACUAAGUGGGAGCAGCCAAGAUUUGAGGUGUGGGAAGUGUUUGAGAAUAUUCAUGAAGAGAUACUACAUAAAGUAUAAGCAAGAGUUUUAAGGAUAUAUCAAAGAGGAAUGAAAAUGUACUUACACUUAAGGACUGCUUGGAAGAAUCUGAAUUAAAGUACAUUUGUAUCUCAAGAAUGAGAGGUAGGAUAGAAUUUCCAAAAGAUUCUCCUGUGUUCCAGGGGCUUCAUUUUGCACUGUCUGUAAUCAAGAAAAGGAACACUAACUAAAAUCUAGAGUUCCAGCUCUAACUCCACCUACAAGCAAACUUUAUGGGAACAUAUCCUUCUAACAUCAGUCAAGUGGUACUAUUUCAUCAUUCAUGCUGAAUUUCAAAUGGUCACGGAUGGCAAAAUAUAGCUAUUACUGCAAUAUUAUGAAAGCAAGAAGCAAGUCUUUAUUGUGUGAAAGACAAACUACUUAAAAGAGAAAGUUGGACUUCGAUAACAGCUUAUGCACUAUGUGUUUUUUGUUUUGUUUUGGGGGGGGGGGAUUAUUCUAGCCUCUUGUGCUCCUAUACUGAUUUUUUGUGUGUAUCUUAAGCUUGUGGAUAGCAUGAUAAUGGGAGGCAAGGCAAGGAACAGAGAAUGUCUUCUUGCUGAUAGCAGAUAUAUUUAUCAAAGUGGAUUUAUUCAAAAGCCUUUUAAGCCUACCUCUGUUUUGGAUACCUAUUUAGGGUCAGACUGAGACCAAAAACAGCAUCCAAGACUCGCACUAAUUUGAAAGGUUCUAAAAGGGACCCUAAAUUUCCGCAGUUAACAAAUAAAAGAGGCAAGGGGUUUGGGGAGGAGUAUACAUUUAGUUUAGAUCUGAAGACAAAGUGGAAAGUAAACAAUGUAUUUUUGACAGCAGUCAACCAGCAAGGGAACAAAAGCCUUCUGUAAAGGCACACGUUUUUCAUUGUUUUCUGUGGUUUUGUUCAGACCUAAUCUGUCAUUGGCGGCUGCACUGUUCAUUGUUAUCCAUACUCUAGUAUUUUUCCUGUCUGUAAUUUUUGCUUUGGUGCAAUAUUUUAUUAUUUUCUUCCUCAGGUCACUUAGAACAGUGAGAUUUUUCUUGCUGCUAAGGAUGAAGGUACUGCCCUUACUGCCUUCGUCUAGAGUAGGAUGUUUGCUUCCUACUAAGUAUAAAUUUGUGUAGGUAAUCUAACCGAUGACCACACUGUCAGCAGUUCGCUUGAAAAAAAAAAAGCAGAAAAAUAGUAUUCUCAAUGUGCAAAUGUCCAGUUUACAAUAGUGUUAUGUUUUUUUGAACUGCUAAAACUACUUUGUAUAUCUGACUAAAGGGUUUUGGGUUAGAAAUGCUAGUGCUUCAUAGGGUAGAACACUGUAUUUUUUUGGGUGAUUAAAAGUAAGUGGCAUUGCAACUUCUAUCAAACUGCAGUUUUAAAAAGUGUUUAAAUGGUUUUAUAUAUUACUUAAGUGAAUAAAGAUUAUUUUUUAUUUUUUAUUUUUUUUUUUUUGGUAACAGGAUAUUUCUGCUGGCAUAUUUAUUUUCACUUUGUCUCCAUCCUUUGACUUUUUUUCUCCUUUAAUUUCUUGCUCUUGAGUUAACUGACUCACCAUUGUGUAUAGUAAAUGUGGUACUGAUACAGAUAUAUGUAUUUUAAAACUGCAGUUUUUUUUCACUUGCAAUUUUAAGUAUGGUCUUCUCUAGCAAAUGCAGCUUUAACCAAAAUUUGACUCUUCUUUUAGAAGACACUUGGCGUUUUCUUAGUCUCAAGUUGAAUGUAGCUGUCAUGCGUGUUGAUGGCAUGCCCAUUUAGUCAAUGCAAUAUUUUAAUUUACAGCACCUUAAAAGGGAACACACACAAAUAUUGUCCUCACUAAAAUAUCAUUUGUCCUAACUAAACUGAUAGCCACACAACUGCUAUUUAACUUUCAUGUCAGUCAUACAGAAUAUUAACCUAAGAAAUCUGAGGUGCUUACAAAGACUGUAAAACCUAAUGGUUGAUGGGUAGUAUGUUGGUACAAACAUGAUCAUGCAAGCAAGAGUGUGUGUCCAUGAAAGGUAAAGAUGCAUCUGUUUUUUU
Molecule: messenger RNA, 3045 nt
Organism: Trachemys scripta elegans
Lineage: Eukaryota; Metazoa; Chordata; Testudines; Emydidae
Gene: ARRDC4
Product: arrestin domain containing 4
Exons: 5
Coding region: 33-764 (243 amino acids)
Biological process (GO): protein transport
Cellular component (GO): plasma membrane; cytoplasm
Molecular function (GO): ubiquitin-like ligase-substrate adaptor activity
Source: RefSeq, a predicted model, not a curated record